Molecule: messenger RNA, 1738 nt
Organism: Dryobates pubescens (Downy woodpecker)
Lineage: Eukaryota; Metazoa; Chordata; Aves; Piciformes; Picidae
Gene: RCAN1
Product: regulator of calcineurin 1
Exons: 4
Coding region: 125-865 (246 amino acids)
Biological process (GO): calcium-mediated signaling
Cellular component (GO): cytoplasm; nucleus
Molecular function (GO): nucleic acid binding; calcium-dependent protein serine/threonine phosphatase regulator activity
Source: RefSeq, a predicted model, not a curated record
UGUGUGUGUGUGCGCGCCAAGGAGGGGAGCAGGCGCGGGGUAAAAGCGCCGCCGGCGGGAGGCGCUCGAAGACGCUCGGCGGUCGCUGUGCCCCGCCCUACGGGGGCUCCACUCGCCCCCGGCUAUGGAGAGCGGUGGCGGCGGGAGGGGCCCGGCGGGGCAGGAGGAGCUGCCGCUCCAGCAGCCACUGCCGCCCGGAGAAGCAGGGGAGGAGGAGGAGGCGGCGUUGCUGCUGUCGUCGCCCGAGGCCGAGACGGACUGGAGCUUCGUUGACGGCGAGAUGGAGGCGGUGGCGCUGCGGGACCUGCCCACCGCCACUAUCGCCUGCAACCUAGACCCGCGCGUUUUUCAGGACGGCCCGUGCCGGGCCAAAUUUGAAUCACUGUUCAGAACAUACGACAGAGAUAUCACCUUUCAGUAUUUUAAGAGCUUCAAAAGAGUACGAAUAAAUUUCAGUAACCCUUUAUCUGCAGCAGAUGCUAGAAUCCAGUUGCAUAAGACAGAGUUCCUUGGGAAGGAGAUAAAACUGUAUUUUGCUCAGACUUUGCACAUUGGAAGCUCACAUUUGGCACCACCAAAUCCAGACAAACAGUUUUUGAUUUCACCUCCUGCCUCGCCGCCUGUUGACUGGAAGCAAGUAGAAGAUGCUACUCCAGUCAUUAACUAUGACCUUUUAUAUGCUAUCUCCAAGUUAGGACCAGGAGAGAAGUAUGAGCUACAUGCUGCAACUGACACUACACCUAGCGUUGUCGUCCACGUAUGCGAGAGUGACCAGGAAAACGACGUUGAAGAAGAAACAAAGAAACCCAAACCAAAAAUUAUUCAGACAAGAAGGCCGGAUUAUACUCCUGCCCACUUAAGUUGAACUGCUGUUGUUUUUCCAAGGGUAACAAGCAGACCUAUGCAAGGGAAACAUUUACUGUGGAAACAGCGGGUCACAGGUUUUGUGGCAACAGCAGCAGUUAGAAGUCAGAGAAACUCCAGUACACGUUAGCUGAGAAAUACGAGGAAGUUUCAUCCUUAUUUUUGACGCUGCGGGUUGAUGGAUGUCAUGAGUGCAUUCCCUGAUCACUGGGAAUGAAAGCUAGGCAGAAGAAAACAUUUUGAGACAAAACAGGACAAGCUAGGUUUAUUUUUGGGGGGGGUGUUGUAGGCUGUUCUAUUAUACAGCAGCUGGGGGAAGUUUUCUUUGUUCUGACUGUCAUAAAUCCUCGAGCUAAUAGGUUAGUCAUUUUGUGGAAUACAUAGUGAUAACAGAGGUGGUUUAAAAGAUUCAAGUAUGGGAACUGUAAACCUCUUUCUUAUAACAGAUUUUGUGCAUGUGUAUUCUUGGUCUUCUCAAGUAACUGCAUUAUUUUCUAUAGUUUCUCACAUGUUUCUGGGAAAUUGUUUAAAGUAUUUAUUAUCUCAGCAUCCUGGAACUACUACUAGAUGUAUAUAGAUAUAUAUUUAUAUCUGGUUUUUAUUGGCACUCAUUGUCCAGCAGGCAUACAAUUUCUUUGGCACCUUCUUCUGGGGCCAUGCAACUUGUGCUUUUAAUAAUUUUAACCUUUUAAAUGCCUAUAUAGGGUUUUACCUGGCAAAGUAAUGGGGAAAAAAAAAUUAAUGUGCAAUAGGAAAGUUAAGUUGAUCUUUAAAUUAUUGAAGCUUAAAUAAUUUAUAUCUUUCCAUAGCACUUGUUUGGUAGUUUUGACUUUCUCAUUUGAAACAAGAAACAACAACAAAAAAAGGCAAAACC